Messenger RNA from Lates calcarifer (barramundi perch), 9360 nucleotides. It is a transcript of the gene pgap1, whose product is annotated as post-GPI attachment to proteins inositol deacylase 1. Gene Ontology annotation, cellular component: endoplasmic reticulum. Lineage: Eukaryota; Metazoa; Chordata; Actinopteri; Centropomidae. Gene Ontology annotation, molecular function: phosphatidylinositol deacylase activity. The transcript is spliced from 26 exons. The record is from RefSeq and is a predicted model, not a curated record. Gene Ontology annotation, biological process: GPI anchor metabolic process; endoplasmic reticulum to Golgi vesicle-mediated transport. The coding region runs from base 146 to 2962 and encodes 938 amino acids.
AGUAUGUAGUUCCUGUUGUGAGAUUCAGCCGGUGAGUGUGACAACCUGUAUGGUGUCUUCCACCUGCAGGGAGCUUGCAACAUGGAAACUGAAACAUGGAGGCUGAACACCUGUAAUAUCUAAAAGCCAGAGCCAGAACUGCACCAUGAAACUCGCCGCUGUUGCCUUUUACGGUUUCGCUUUGGGGCUCCUGGCGGUUGGCCUGCGAGAGCUGCUGACUGGCUUCGAGGAGAACAGAUGCAGUAUGACCUAUAUGUUUGAAUACCCAGAGUACCGGCGUGUGGCUCUGCCUCGUCGUAUUGCCAGACUGUACCCAGCGUAUGGGCUCUACCUGUACGGAGAGGGUCUGUACGCCCAGGAGACCCGAGCGCUCAAACUCACCGGUGCCCCCGUGCUCUUCCUGCCUGGAAAUGCUGGCAGUUAUAAACAAGCUCGCUCCCUGGGGUCAGUGGCCCUGAGGAAGGCUGAAAACAUGGAGGGAGGUCUCCACUUCAACGUGUUCACUGUGGACUUCAAUGAGGAGCUGGUGGCCCUUUACGGAGGCAGUUUGCUACGGCAGACGCACUUCCUUCAUGAGAGCAUUAAGGCCAUCCUGAGGCUGUACAAGCAUCUGAAGACCCCUCCUCAGAGCGUGGUGCUUGUGGGCCACUCCAUGGGAGGAGUGGUGGCUCGGGCACUGUUCACUUUGCCCCGCUUCAACACCAAAAUGGUCAGCCUCAUCAUUACUCAGGCCUCUCCCCACCUGGCUCCGGUAUUGGCCCUAGACCCGUACCUGCUGGAUUUCUACUCUGCAGUGAGACAGAAGUGGGUGAACCAGGCGAACAAACUCAGAAACAUCACAGUCCUGUCUGUUGGGGGUGGUUACCGUGACUACCAAGUCCGCUCUGGUUUAACAUCCCUUCCUUGUCCUCCAGGAGACCCCAAUAAGUUGUCACUGGUGGCAACUGCAGUUCCCAGGACAUGGGUGUCCACUGACCACCUCUCCAUCGUUUGGUGCAAAGAACUGGUUCUUGCUACUGUCAGGGCAUUCUUUGACCUCAUUGAUCCUGAAACCAGACAGUUCACAGAAAACUCGGAGAAGAAAAUGGCUGUACUAAACCAUCACUUCAUUAGACACCCUGUCAGGAUAUUGGGGGAAAAUCAAGACACCUCCAUCUCCAUCUUAGAUUUUCCUGAAGCAUGGAGUGAAGUUAACACAUUGCGUCUAACUUACAGCACACCAAAGGAGGGGCAGGUAAAAUAUUUCCUGUUUGCCCUGUCGAGUCGCAGGAAAGCCUACAGCCAUUUCUACUGCCGGAGCAACAACCUGGAGAUGACCAGCUGGGUGUAUGGCUGUGUGCACAAGAGCGGUCCUUCAUGUGUGCAUGCUAUAGAUCUGUCUAUGGGAACUGAGCUUCUGCCACCAUACAAGGUCCUGAUUCUGAGUCUCAGUGACUUGUCCUCCGUUACUCAUCUAGUUGUUUCAGCUUCCAACCUCAAUGGCAGACAGUUUACGGUGGAGUGCGAGUGGCAGAGACAAGAAUCUCAGACUCUGUCUGUCCCAGUGCCACAUGUCCUGUCCUUCGGUUUGACUCUCAGCGAUGUUACCGUGAACUCCUCUGGACUUCUUCACACCAUCGAGCUGCAACACUUUAACCAGGUCUAUCAGGCUUUCAGAAUUAAUGUUGCAAGCCAGUGCAAAGUACAUAAAGAUAGAUUGCCCAACGUGUACAGAAUAAUGGUACCAUGGUUUCGAGAGGACUCUCUAACCACAGUUAGUGUGCCCUCAGUUACCGAGAUCUCAGGGAUGCUUCAUACAAGUCGACCAGACAACACCUCAGGUGUCCUCCUUCAACUCCACACUGCCCCCAACUGCCAGUAUAAGGUGUCGAUAAGGACUUCAUUACCCAGGGUGCUGGGACAGAUACUAAGGUUCUGUGGUCCAAUGGUGCCAGUGUACACAGCUGUAACUCUCCUCUUGGCCUGUGGGGGGCAGCUAUCCACCAUCCUGAAGUCUAGGCGAGCUGCAGGCAUGAGCCAGGUGGUGGGCAAAGGCCUGCAGCCUCAUAAAGUCAACCUACCUGUUUAUAUUCUGCACGUCUUACUUAGCUGUAGCUGGUUUCAAGAAGUCUGGUCCACUCUUUGCCUCCCCUCUAUGGAUGCCCUCCCCCCAACCUUCCCUGAUGUGACGUUUCAUGAAGGCGUGGUACCAGUUGAAGAAUGGCCCCACCUCCUGUCCCCUCUGCUUUACAUUUUGGGGGCAGCUGUGGCAUACUGGGGGAGCACACUGCUCUGUCUCAUUAUACGACUGAUCUCAUUAAUAUUAGCUCCGCUACACAGACCAUCUGUCUCUAGAGACUGUGGCACCCUGCGUCUGCGGACCCAGCUCCUCAUCGCUCUCUCUCUGACUGUUGUGGGCGGGACAUCCUGUGGAGCAUUGUCAAUCUUUGCUGCCUUUCUGCUCCACCUUUAUAGGGUACUAAGGCUACAGAUGACAGAGAGGUCUCUGAGCCAUAUGCUGAAUCUGGCACCUCGGAAGCACAAAGAAGUUGAGAAUGGCACAGUCGAUGCUGAGUGCAUAAACAAGUCUAAAGAAUGUAAUGGCGCCCCCCUGCUGUCUGAGUGUGCUCUGCAGGAGGUGAGGGAUGACCUACAGCUCCAUCUCUGCCUAUCAGCACUCUUCACGCUACCAGUCAUGCUCAGUGCACCCUCACUCAUCCACUGGAUCCGCAACCUGAGAUAUUCCACCCAGUUAGAUCCUGACCCUUGUUGGCCACACAUUGUGCCUCUACUUAUUGUGUACAUGCUGCUUAUUAACUGCAACACUUUAAAACUCUGCAACAGUAAACUCCUGCCUCUGACUUCCUGCCUCCCUCUCCCCUUGGCCAUCACCAUGGUGACCUUCUCUCCACUUCACCUCUACAGAGUCACAUACUUCCUGUUGGCGACGCUUAUCCCUCUGGCCUUGUGUUGUCUGCUCUGACGGUAUCUGGCUGGUUUCAGUCUUCAUCUCCACCAUAACAAGCCUUUCUCUAAGUUACAGCCUGACUCACUGAAGCUGGUUGAGACUGAUUUGUUCCGAAAAGACUUGCUUUAUCAAACUGCCAUGGAGCAGAGCCAUAGACAUACAUAGCUUGGGGAACUGUCUACUCAAUGUUAGCACUAAAGGCUCCAUGGCAAUUACACUACGUUUUCAAAUGAGAGGAUGUAAAGGCCUUGGAACGUUUGGUGCAAAUAUGGCUCUGUUGAAUUGACCUGAAACCAAGUUUGCCUUACUCUGUAUAUCUAUAGCUCUGCCUUCAAGGAGCAAGAACUCCGCAACCAGUGAAGCUACUGAUACUAGAGAUUCUCAACAGGGUGUUACUGUUGUUAAAUGUGUUAUUUUUAUUUUUGUUGUUUCUAGUGUCUGUAGUGGGAUUGCUCACUGUGGUCACUAUGCUGUAAACUCUCACACUGCCUACUGCUUAGCAAUGACUUACAGUUGUAUGUACCUGUUACAUAUUGACUGUUGUAGCACCGCCACAGAGCCAGUGGCUGUGUCAUACAUUCAUUCCAUAAGAAAAAUCCAAAGUAGUCAUGUUUACAUUCUCCCUUAAUUAUUUUUUGAUACACAACAACAACAACAACAACAACAGCAAUGGAAGCAAAAUUGAGGAAAAGGAAGGCUUGAGUACAUGUGCAGGUUCCAAUGUGUCUCCCAUUAAUCAAUAUUAUGAUCUACUGCAUGUUCUCUACAAGACAGUAGUGUAGCUAAUUUUUAUGAGUGCAGUCACACAGAGAGGUAUUCAUUUUGGGGUGGCACAUAAAUCUGCAUCUUGUUUAGUUUAUUACAGUCACUCACACUUUCAUUUACUUACUGUGGGCAAUAGUGACUGUUAAAAGGCUUGGGGCUUAUCUAAAAGAAGUAAAUAAUAGUCUCAUAGGCAGAAAUAAUGGUGUCACAUUUCCUAUUUGAGAGAAUGAGCUAAAUGAGCCAAAAAUCCUCACAAGUGUUGUGCAUGGGUAAAGGCCUUGUGUCACCAUUAACCAAUCAGAACUAGCCCAUCUCAGCCCUCCAUGUUUACCUGUUUUCUUGAUAGAUUCAAGAUAAUGUUCAUUUUCACAACACUAAUUUCCUCAGUACGCUUAUAAACUCAUGCCCUGCUCUGAGUUUCUCUUUUUAGCAGAAAUACUAUUCUCACUCCUAAUUUUCUGUUCUCAGUCAGUGAAACUCAAAAUGUCACAGAUGAUUCAAAUUAAAAGCUUCCCAGUGGGUCAUAAUCCUCCCUUUUUCCUAGUAGGUUUUUGAUAUGAAAUAUCAGCGCGGGAAGUGUUUGGUUUCAUUGACUGUAGCUUAACGUUGGUUGAGAAAACAGCAAAGUAGAAACAGAUUUAUCAGUGAAUGAAAAUAAUAUUUCUGAUUUUUUUGAAAAAGAAACUUAGUAGCACUGAUAGAAUUCGCACUGUUGGACUGUCUAUUAUGUUGAACAAGCCAAUCCAAGCACUGCUAAAACCUGUCCCCAGUGGUGCCAUGGCAGUGCUGCACAGAAAAACUUCCCUGAAAGCAGUGCUGGAUGGCACAGUCAUUUGCUCCACUACUGCUUUAAUAUCAUCAAACAAUACUUGCAUCAGUAAUUAAUCUGAGCUGAUCCAGUAACCGUGUAAAUCUGCGACCUCUCUGAUAGCUGCUGAAAUGCCAAAUUAAAAAAGCACCUCCGAACGUGGUCGAGCAUUUUUAACCCAGUGACUUUGAAGAACAAGCUAACUAGGUGCUGCUCAUCUCUCAUUACUUACUUACUGCUUACUGUUACUGCUCAUUCAGUUAACAGCCAGCAAAAGUAGUCACCUGUCACACAACAACAAGCAGCUGUGGUUUACAGCCUAUAAUCUUAUUCACCUUGUAUGUGGUGAUGUGAUACAUGAGCAAGCUCUGUUGUGUCCUCUGGGAGACCUGUAAUUUAUGGGACUCCUGGUGUCAACUAAUAUCGGUAUAUCAUGCGUAUAAUUCUAAACAUUACAUGUACUGGAGUGAUGUAGACACAUUGUGUACAUACAAUGUUGAUCAUUUUUUCAAGAGUUACUGCUUUAUAUCGCACUGGGUCACAGUGGAUGUGAUUAAGAUGACCAAAAGAAAACCCUGCAAUAUUGAACUGAAAACAAUUUUCUACAGUUUAAUCUGAAUUAAGUAUAAAAUAUAAAAGCGGUUUUUGUAGUUGAUGUUUUUAUUUAGCAUUAAAGUAAUAAGUAAAGUAUAUAUAUUCAUGUCACAAAAUCCCAAUUGCAUCCAAUGGGAGUCUGUGUUACAAUACAACAAUACAGCAUAAAGACUUUCAAAGGGAGGUGAAUACUUCAUAGACACCACUGUAACAUUUGAUGAAGCAACCUCCAUGUCACAAGCCUACUCCAGUCUGUCUCUGUGCCAAUUUGGCAGUAAUGCACAAGUGCUGACAGGUUAAAUGUGAUUACACGAAAAGUUCAUGAGGUGAUUGUGACAUAAUUAUGCUAAACAGAUAAAUUAGCAUCUGGGGACGGGACAAAUCAUGAAUAUUCAGUUUUUACGUAAUAGGUAUAGUCACAUGCUUAACCUAUAGACAAAGCUUGUCUCAGGUUCAUAAUGACUGUCAUUACUUGUGGUCGUUGGUAUUUUUAUACAGUGCAGCAGAGGGUGUUAUGUUGUUCUUGGUGAAGCUUUAGUCUAGCAAGUUUUAAAAAGCAGGGUGCUCACUUUCUCUUUACUUUUACUAAGCCUUGGAUUUCUGUUCAGUGGAAGAUUAAGGGGUGUCUGAUCAGUAUUGCAGCUGAUUGACAUGCCUCAAAUAACAAAAUUAUUCAAUAGUUUAAAUGGAUUUUCCUGUGUGCGUCCACAGUGUUGGGGUUAAUAAGCACAUUGUCUUCUAUUUCAUAGAUAUGGUGUAUUAAGGUACGGUUAGCUAUCCUAGUGGAAGAUGAACAGGUGAAUAUUCAUGACUGAGGAGUCACCACCACCUUUUGUCCUUUCAAACCAAUUUAAUUAAUCUAAAACCGAUGACAAAACUGCUGGUCAGUGUGUUCUUUCGCAAACUGAAGUCAACCACACCCAGAGCAGUAUAACAAGUCUUGAAGUAAAAACAACAAAAAUUUUGUGACCAUUUGAAUGUUUUUGUUUUUUUUUUUUUUACUGUAUCAGAACACAUGGAUUUCUUAACCUUUAAGAGCGUCUUAGAAGACAAGGCUGGGAUUGUUGUUAUAUUUUUCUUACUGUCCUGCUACAAAAUCCAUGAAAAGACCCAAAUGAGCAAUAUAUAAGUUACUCUCUAACUUCUCUACUCUGGCUCUCAGCCCCAAAACAACUAUUUUCUACUGAAAAUGUAAAUCUUUAAAACACUGUUAACAAAUAUAUAGUGUUAUUUUCAGUAAUUUCCUGAAUCAGCUGGGCACUGUAGUUUUUAGCAAACCUUACUCAGACAAGAGUAAAUAGUGCAUUUUUGGGGGACUAUUUUCAGCUGCAAAUUAAUAUAUAUUCGGUGACCUAGUGAGUAUUUCCAGCAGCAGUGAGUCAAAAUAAACUACAGUGUGUGUUUGUGGUAAUGGAGUAAAGAGGAGGUAAAAGGCUUUGAUACACACACAAUACUUGAUAUUUGGAUCAAUUCAUUGUUGGUUUUGAUCUAUGUUGGUUUGCUGACAGAAAGAAAACAUAGAAUAUCACAAAACUUAUCCUUUGAUGAAAGGUGUAAGAAGAGGACGUAAUUGAUAUCAUGAACGUUUUGGAUUUAAAUGGAAUGAACUAGAUGGGGAAUUCUGUCACCACAAUUCAAACCAUUAUGCAUAUUGUUGCAAUGAAAAGUGUUUCCUGUGUGGUGGAGUGUGGUGUGUGUUUUGAGUGUGAUGUGUUGUUAUGACAUAUAGGCCUGACAUUUUCUUUGCCUUUUGAAUUCAGUUUUUGUUGCCAAUGACUUUUUAAGCCAGUGAACUGUUGCACUCAGUAGGAUUCUCAUUGGCCAUUAUAGUUCAAUGGAUGAAUUUCAUUAAUAUAUGUAACAUAUUAAAUCUUCAAGGAUGAUUUUGACGUAAAAACUAAUGACUAGUGAUUGAUAAGUAGAUGUUCUGACAUCAUGAUUUUUUGACCAGACAAUAGAAAAAAAUACUAAAACAUCAAGUUUUUGUCUCUCAUCUAAAAGUUUUUUUUUAUUUAUUUUUUUUUUUUACUUUAUGUGUGUUCAAACUGUGUCUUACUAUUAGUGCUUUGUCUCACAUCUUCUUGCUGUUGCUCACACACACACCCCAUGCCAGUGGAGCAGCUGCUGUGCCUUUCUGCUUUCUCAUUUAUGCAGCAGUGUGUCUCUUUCAUGCCUGCCUGUCAGUUUAACACCAUUCAGUUCUCUGCAGCAGUGUUCUGGCUAAACGAUAAAGGCCUACGUGAAUGUAAAUGUACUUCACCGUUUCUAUGUGAAUGUGUUGAUUCACAAAAAACCUCAACACAGUAGUGCGAUUUUAGAUUUUGUGUGACUUUAUAAUCACUACAUACUAAAGAUAAGUUCAUUAAGAACCACUCACGCUUGCCCCUUAGGCAAGUAUACAAUCAUACAUCAACACGCUUUGCAAAGACACCACAGUGGUUCCCAAUGUGAAUGUACCUGCACUGAAUGUCUCUACGUGUGUUUGAAUUUAUACAGUACUAGUGGUGAUCAGCUUUUCUGUGCACUUGUCUGUUUAGUGCAGUUUUAGUGCUUUGAGAUGCACAUUGUCUGCCUCGUCGUGAAUUGGUGGCAUACACUACUUUGUAGAACAAAUUAGUAGAGAUGAGAAUUAUGUUUUAUAUAAAUAUAAUUGUGAUUUAUAUCGGUGUUCACUGUGAUGUCGUUCCUGAUAUUCAGACACACGCUCGGGGGUACUCCUCCCAAACUGAAAAAUCAAUAUCAAAAUUGAUCGUUUUCUCACACAAACAGAUGUUUUUGAAUAUUAGGCAUUUAAUAAUCAACCCUAUAUACUGCCUUUCUGAAACCAGUUAAACAGACUGUGCUCCUGUUGCUCUCUUGUUAUAGUGCAGCUGUGAUACAUGUGACAUGUCUAACAUACUUUUAAUUUGAUAAAUUGGCACCAUUAUUAUCAUCAAAUCUCAACUCAGUCUUGCUUUAAACUGACAACUAAAUCAUAGAUUUCAGAACCCUCCAGUUUUCUGAAGCAAAAGAUUUUAGUCUGAAGUGUCUGUCAUGGUGUCUUUACUUUUUUUUAAUCAAAAAUGACUUGGGCAGUUAAGUGUCAGUGACAGUUUUGUAACAUCUUAAAUCUCAGUCAAUAAAUAGAUUUUUUUUAACUUAAAGAAUUAAGAUCUUUUUGUCUUGUAAUGAUUCUUUAUUGAUAGUGAUACCUCCAUUUUUGGUAUCUUUUUCUCUUUUUUUUUAAUCUAUUUUUCAGGUAUGCAGCACAUACAGUAGGAUCCCAAUAAACCAUCAAAUAUCCUGUUGACAGAUGUCUGUCUAAAUCCACAAUUUUUAUCGUAAUGCGAUUUCUCUCUUCGUUAGCUUGCUUUUUUGUUUCACAAGCUAUUUAGCAUUUGAAUCAAAGCACACUAAGAAAAAUGCGUCAUGUUUUCCACUCACUUGCAUUGUUGACUAUAAAAAUGUCCAUUCUGCAAAUGCUGUGCAGCUGCCAAAAACUUGAACUGCUUUUUUUGAAUAAUGAUCCAUGGUAACAAAGACCAGACUCUUAGUUCAGCUUGCUGAAAGAAGUAGUUCACCUCAGUCAAACCAAGUUUAUUCCAGUGUUGAAUUAGCAAGUCAUAAACAACUUGCAUUGAGGUAAGGUGACAAUGUAGUGCAAUACUACAGCAUCAGACAUGGAAAUACUGAACUCUGAAACUAUAAAAAUCAGUAACAAAGCUGGUCAUUGUAAAAAUUUUAUCACCACCUUCAUGUUAGCAGUGUUAAUAAUUUUGCUCGCUAUCAUUUUCCUUACCAUGUAAUGACAAAGGUUUCACAGUGUUUAUCUGUUAAUAUAAAAGUAAACAUCAUACUAAAUGUUACUACUGUCUGUAAGUGCUUUAAAGUCUGGUAACCCUAUCAAUUUAUUUUAUUUUGCUUCUGCCUUGAGUGACUUUAAAACAUGUAACCUCUUGCUAGCUGGUCUUUGUUGUGCAGAACUAGUUAGUCCUCUGACAUUUGCUAAUUAGGUAAUUGGGUAAUUAGGUGCAAGAAAUGAAGACACAGUCCCUAUCACAUCUUAGGGAUAGGUCUUUUAAUUUAUAAUUUCUUGUGAUGCUCUAGUGUGGAAGAGUCUUUAAUCCUCAGGUUUAAGCAUUGAGUCAAAAUUGAUUGCUUUGAUGUUUUUGUAUUUCUCACAUUUUUAUCUGAUGUCAUUGUAAAUGGGCAAACUGUGCAAUUUUGGCACCAUUGUUGUUGCAAUAAAACAGAGGGAAAAAAUGUA